Messenger RNA from Aphidius gifuensis, 528 nucleotides. Its product is annotated as glutamyl-tRNA(Gln) amidotransferase subunit C, mitochondrial-like. Gene Ontology annotation, molecular function: glutaminyl-tRNA synthase (glutamine-hydrolyzing) activity. Gene Ontology annotation, biological process: glutaminyl-tRNAGln biosynthesis via transamidation; regulation of translational fidelity; mitochondrial translation. The transcript has a single exon. Gene Ontology annotation, cellular component: glutamyl-tRNA(Gln) amidotransferase complex; mitochondrion. NCBI's taxonomy places the organism in Eukaryota, Metazoa, Arthropoda, Insecta, Hymenoptera, Braconidae. The coding region runs from base 94 to 528 and encodes 144 amino acids. The record is from RefSeq and is a predicted model, not a curated record.
AUUGUUAAAAAAGAAAAAUAAUAAUAUUGUCAAUGAUUUGUUUAUAAAAUUGUUUAUAAAUAAUAAACAAUCGUCAUUGAUAAAAUAUCAUCAAUGGAUUUAAUACGUGCAUCAAAGAAUAAUUUACAAUUAAUAAAAAAACUAAAUAAAUAUUCAAAUUUACAAAUUCGAUACAAACAAAUAUUAGCAACUGAAAAAAUUGUUGACAACAGCAAUCAACAAUUGAAUGAAAUAAAAGUAAGUAAUGAUAUAAUUAAAAAGCUAGAAAAAUUAUCACUUGUUGGUUUCGAAAACGAAACUGGUAUAAAAAGACUUGAAUCAGCAAUAAAAUUUACAGAAAAAUUAAAAAAUUUUACAAUUGAUGAAAAAAUAAGUCCAUUAUAUAGUGUAUUAGAAAAUGAAAAUCUUCAUUUAAGAAAUGACUGUAUAACUGAUGGUAAUUAUCGUAAAAAAAUAUUAAAAAAUACAACAUUAAGUGAAGAUAAUUAUUUUGUAGCACCACCUGGUAAUAUACCAUUUGAAAAAUGA